This is a messenger RNA of Lepus europaeus (European hare), 516 nucleotides long. It is a transcript of the gene HSPB9, whose product is annotated as heat shock protein family B (small) member 9. Bases 28 to 516 code for a protein of 162 amino acids. The transcript has a single exon. NCBI's taxonomy places the organism in Eukaryota, Metazoa, Chordata, Mammalia, Lagomorpha, Leporidae. Gene Ontology annotation, cellular component: cytoplasm; nucleus. The record is from RefSeq and is a predicted model, not a curated record.
GCCCCUGAAGAGCAGUUGCUCACUUGGAUGCAGCGGGUCGGCAGCAGUUUCUCCAACGGGAACCGGGUGGCGUCGCGGAGUCCCAGUGUGGCCCUCGCUGAACGCAAUCAGGUGGCCACACUGCCGGUGCAGCUGCUGAGGGACCACCCGGCCGCUGUGCAGGACCAUGGCCAUACCGCAGACGACUUCCAAAUGAAGAUGGACGCGCAGGGCUUCGCCCCCGAGGAGCUGGUGGUGCAGGUGGCUGGGCAGAACCUGACGGUGACCGGCCAGCGGCAGUGGGAGUACGGCAACCCAGGACUGGGUGGUUACCGCAUGGAGCAGAGGGUGCAGCGGCAAAUGCAGCUACCGCCGGACCUAGAUCCCACCGCCAUGACCUGCUGCCUGACGCCAUCCGGCCAGCUGUGGGUCCGAGGCCAGUGCGGGCCACUGCCUCCCCCCGAAGCCCAAGCAGGACCAUCCCCAAGACUCCGGAGCCGCACCUCUAAGAAGGGUUCCAACAGCCUGACCCAGUAA